AUGUAUUAUCAAGCUUAACCUCCUAUGAUGCCACUUGCACAUAUGAUGAAUAACCCAGUUUAAAUGUAAUAGGUGACUAACAUAAGAAAACCUGACUUUCCACCUGAUGUAUGAUAUUAUAAUUAGUAUAAGAUGCAACCAAUAUUUGUAAUACCAUAAAUAGCGCAUAUUAAAUCUUAACCUAAGCCAAAAUGCAGAGCUUAUGAUCCAAUAUUAGGUUUAGGUAGAAAGGCUGAAUGGAUGAUUGAUAAAUUUGAGGAUGAAUAUGAGUAAAUGUAAAGAGAGGAAAGAGAGAAGGGUAAAUUUGAAUGAAUAUAAAAGAUAUUAUAAAACCAUCUCGAAAGCCAGCUAAAAUAUUAAAGAGAUUGGAAAAGUAGAAUCUUCACAAUGAAGAAUUAAAGAAAAGACUUUAAUAGUGGAAUCCAUUUGAAGAUCCUAAUAUUACAUCAGAACCUUAUAAAACAUUAUUUGUGAGUAGAUUGAAUUAUUCUACAACUGAUAAAAAACUACGUAAAGAAUUUGAAGAAUAUGGACCAAUCAAAUCAAUAAGAAUCAUACGUGAUUCUACAUAAGAUAAGCCUAGAGGCUAUGCAUUCAUUGGUAAGGGGGUGAUCUUAAAUUAAAAGAGUAUGAAAGCAAGAACAGUGUUAAAUAAGCUUAUAAAUAUGCAGUAGAUAAGCGUAUAGAUGGUAGAAAGUUGGUUGUAGACAUCGAAAGAGGUAGAACUAUUCUAAAAUGGAGACCCCGUCGACUUGGUGGUGGUUUAGGAGAAUUGAGAAGAUCAAGAAGUGAAGAAAUACUAAAAAAAACUAAAGAAGAACAUGUUGAAAAAGAUGAAGAAGAUAAAAGAAGAAAAUCAAAAAAAGGUAUUUCUAUCUCUUACAUAUUUUUAGAUGAAGUUAAGGCAACCAAAAAACCUAGAGAAAGAUCAAGAUCCAAAUCAGUCAAAAAACAUAAGAAGAGAGAUGAAAGUCCUAUUAAAAAAUAAAAAAGAAGAGAAAAAUCUAAAAAAAAGCAUAAAUGAGUAGAUAAUCAAUUAAAACGUAAUAAAAUAGGUGGA
Molecule: messenger RNA, 1060 nt
Organism: Paramecium sonneborni
Lineage: Eukaryota; Ciliophora; Oligohymenophorea; Peniculida; Parameciidae
Source: the annotation of a GenBank genome assembly